AUGAUAAAGUUUGCAACGAUGAAGAGAUAUCAAGCCUGUGAUUCCACAAACCCACCAACCACCUCAUCUACACCUAUUUUUUCAGUCAAUGCAUCUGAUGUGGGGGCUGGAGUAUCAGGUUUCGCCUCAACUCAUAUCUCUCCACUAGUUUCCCCUUUUCACACUGAUGAUCCAAAUAUGAUCUAUGGGGAUACUAAAGAUGACUUACAAGGAUUCACCUUCACUCGGUUCGACAUAAGAACUGGUAGUGAUGAAGCUCUAAUAACUAAAGGGCGACUUAAAACUAUCCAUGAAAAGCUUGAUUCUUUGCUUCAGUCUGCCAAGCCUUCCUCCUUUAAUGACUACUCUCAAUCUCCUAUUGAGUCUAUGCUUGAAACCCUCACCAAAUAA
Molecule: messenger RNA, 390 nt
Organism: Lactuca saligna
Lineage: Eukaryota; Viridiplantae; Streptophyta; Magnoliopsida; Asterales; Asteraceae
Source: the annotation of a GenBank genome assembly